Messenger RNA from Rhinichthys klamathensis goyatoka, 1949 nucleotides. RefSeq names its product adenylate cyclase, terminal-differentiation specific (gene pdgfba). The coding region runs from base 204 to 1658 and encodes 484 amino acids. Gene Ontology annotation, biological process: positive regulation of protein autophosphorylation; positive regulation of phosphatidylinositol 3-kinase/protein kinase B signal transduction; positive regulation of ERK1 and ERK2 cascade. NCBI's taxonomy places the organism in Eukaryota, Metazoa, Chordata, Actinopteri, Cypriniformes, Leuciscidae. The transcript has 7 exons. Gene Ontology annotation, molecular function: growth factor activity; platelet-derived growth factor receptor binding. Gene Ontology annotation, cellular component: membrane. The record is from RefSeq and is a predicted model, not a curated record.
AUAUGCGAUUUUUUUUUUACUUGAACACUUCAUUACCACUCUGGAGAUUUCGGAUACGGCGUUAAAUGUCAAAAGGGAUCAGCUGGCGCGGUGUUCAAAGUGACUCAACCCCUCUGGAAUAAACUUUCCUGCAGCUGAGAGCGACUGUGUGUGUGUGUGUGUGUGUGUUUGACACAGAGAGAGAGACAGUUGGAUGUGCGCGCAUGAUGAGCUCGCGGCUUCUGCUGCUGGUGCUCGCGGCGCUCGCGGCGUGCCUGCGGUCUGGUCGCGCGCAGGGUGACCCUCUUCCUCCAUCUCUGGUGGAUUUAGUGAUGAACAGCCCGAUCUCAUCCGUAGAUGAUCUGAAGAGACUUCUAGACGUAGAAUCCGUAGAGGAAGACGAUGAGAUACCCGAGAGUGAGAUGCACUCUAACGGAACACACAAACGUCUUCCCAGAAGCCUUAGUGUUCAGGUGGCCCAGCAGGCCAUGUGCAAGGUGAGAACAGAAGUGAUGGAAGUGACCCGUGCGAUGCUGGACCGACGGAACGCCAACUUCCUGUUAUGGCCUCCGUGUGUGGAAGUGCAGCGCUGUUCAGGCUGCUGUAACACACGCACUGUACAAUGCAUGCCAGUCACCAUUGAAACACGACAAUUACAGAUGACGAAAAUCCAGUAUAUCAACCGACAACCAGUCUAUGAGAAGGUUGUCAUACCCGUGGAGGACCAUUUGACUUGUAGCUGUCAAUCACGCGUUUUGGCGCUCAGCCCACGGCUCCAGACCACACCUCUUCCUCCGCCCAGACUCCACCCUAAAGUAACGGCACCAAAGACCCAAUCAAAAGAGGAACUACAUCGCCAUGACGAACUUAAACAUAAUCAAAGGCUCCAUUUGGAGGAUAAAGAGAGUCAGGAACUACAAUGGCAGUCCAAAAACACCGUCACACACACACAGGGCUACCGACAAAGCCCGUACCAACAUACACUCACACACACAGCAGUUUAUGUGAGCGGAGGAGAUGUUCCCACCAGACAAACCACAUUAGGAAAUCCACACAUGAUGAGUGACGCUACACAAACUGAGGAGGUGAAAUCCGAACACAGUGGCGAAAGCAUGGCGAAAAAGACGCAACAGCAUUACGACAAACAUCUGCAAGAUGAUCAACAGCCAGAACCACAGCAACCACAGGAUAAAACGACACCACAGCAACCAAAAUACAAUGCUUCCCACAAUCCCCUCCAAUCAGGGCACAGCAUGCCACACAGUAGCCAAUUAGACACUUUUAGCACUUACAGCCACGUUGAGGUGAUCGGCCAAUCCAGUGGUUUAUCUGAAGUGCUAAGUCAUCACUCUGACCAAUCAGAAGUUAGAAAACAUCACCACCACCACCACCAAUCAGAAGCAAAUAAUCAAAAUAUGCAGGAAAGGGAGCAGCAGCCAGAAACACAACAUCAUCUUCGUCACCAAAACCACCGACACCAUCAGCUUCACCAACUUACAACGCAAGCAGUCAGCCAACAACAGACCAGCACACAAAAAACAGUGCCGAGCGCUCCUCCCACCACCCCCUCAGCCCCACAGACUCCGCCCCCUCCCCAGCCCCCGCGGAAGCGACGGCGGAAACAUCGGAAGAGGAUGAGCAAGGCCUCCAUGAGAGCGAUGAUAAUGGUCAUGUCCUGAAGAAGACCAAAGACUCUGAAUUGCUGCCAAAGUCCCAGGAGCAACCACAAAGCUGAGAGUCAGGGUGGAGACACACAGGAUAUAGCAGAGACACACUGGAAAUCUUUUUAUAAUAACUGGAAAUGUCUUUGAUCUUUGCCAAAUAAGCUCCCAUGAACUACAUUUCCCAUCAGCCAUUGCAGUCGUAGGAGUCCUGCGAUCUUCGCACUACGGGAGCUGGCCGUACUCAGGAUAUCCUGUAAGCAUGGACUUAAAAGGGAUUCCAUACAGACACAAACACAGCCUGCCAAA